Molecule: messenger RNA, 1918 nt
Organism: Monodelphis domestica (gray short-tailed opossum)
Lineage: Eukaryota; Metazoa; Chordata; Mammalia; Didelphimorphia; Didelphidae
Source: RefSeq, a predicted model, not a curated record
GACGUCGGCGGUGACGCGAGGCACGCAGCCGAGCCCUACCGAGCCGAGCGGCCGGGCUGAGGUGGCCGGCUCCCGGGGCUCGGGGCUCCGAGCUGGCGGCCGCUCGGGAAGGAGAAGCCGGGCCGGGUUGGGCCGGGCCGGGGCGCCCGUCCCUUCCUCCGGUCAGUCCCGCCAUGCAGGGCCCUGCUGGCAACGUAAGCCGCGGACUGACGGGCGGGCCACCCCCCACGGCCUCGGCCGGGGCCGGCGAGCGGGGCUGCGAGAACGGCGCCUUCAUGGACAGCUUCGGGAUCUUCCUGCAGGGUCUGCUUGGAGUCGUGGCCUUCAGCACCUUAAUGCUCAAACGCUUCAGAGAACCAAAGCAUGAAAGGCGUCCAUGGAGGAUAUGGUUUCUAGACACUUCAAAACAAGCCAUAGGAAUGUUGUUCAUUCACUUUGCAAAUGUCUAUUUAUCAGACCUCACUGAAGAGGACCCUUGUUCACUGUAUCUUAUCAACUUCCUCCUUGAUGCCACCUUGGGGAUGCUGCUAAUCUACGCAGGGGUGCGAGCUGUCAGUGUCCUGGUGGAGUGGCAACAGUGGGAGUCCCUCCGCUUUGGCGAAUAUGGAGACCCACUGCAGUGUGGUGCCUGGGUUGGGCAGUGUGCUCUGUACAUCGUGAUCAUGAUGUUUGAGAAAACCAUCAUCAUCAUCGUCCUCCUAAUACCUCAGUGGAAAAAGGUAGCUCUUUUGAAUCCUAUAGAGAACCCCCAGCUGGAACUGGCCAUCGUCAUGCUGAUAGUUCCUUUCUUCGUCAAUGCAUUAAUGUUUUGGGUUGUGGAUAAUUUCCUUAUGAAAAAGGGAAAGACAAAAGCUAAGCUAGAAGAAAAAGAAGGCAGCUUGGACUCCAGAAAUGGAAGCAAAGUUCGGUACAGACGGGCUGCAUCCCAUGAAGAGUCAGAGUCAGAAAUUCUGAUGUCUGCUGAUGACGAGAUGGAAGAGUCAGAUGCAGAUGAAGACCUCCGAAGACUGACCACUUUGAAGCCUGUGAAAAAAAAGAAACACCGAUUUGGACUGCCUGCCAUGGCAGUCGAAGCCCCCGUCAAAAAGAAGCGACCUCCCAUGAAGGAGGAGGACCUGAAGGGAGCCCGAGAUACUCUUUCUAAGAACCAAGAGAUCAAAUCCAAGACCUACCAGGUCAUGCGAGAAUGUGAGGAAGCUGGCUCCACUGCCCCGUCUGUGUUCAGCCGAAGUCGGACAGGAGGAGAGACUGUUUUCGAGAAGCCCAAGUCUGGGCCCGCCAAGAGUGUCUUUGGCUAAGGACUUCCAUGCUGUUUCCUGUCCCUGUUCAUCCUUCCCUCCCCCACCCCCCACCUCACAUAUGAACUCCUGCACCAGCCCUAAUAUGGAUAGCAAAGGAGACACUUUUUUUAAAGCACUUUUUUAAAAUACACAAAAUGUCCACUACUUUCCCCCCUUAAAGUGCAGGGUCCAGGAGCUGGGCUCUGGAUCCAGGAUCUUAGGCACCUUCUGCUUCCCUUGAUUCCCCAGAAUGGACCCCACAGACACAAGGAUGCAUGAAAAUCUUUGAAACAUCAAUAAAUCAAAGUAAUCAGAGCUGUUUGGGGACCCUGUACUCUUCUGCCCUUGAUCCAAACCCAGAUUGUAGUCCAAGGGCCAGGACAGGAGGGGAGAAAGCUUCAAAUGUGGACAGACACAUUUUUGUACAGGGAAAUCAGUUGCUGCUCUUUGUCCACAGCCCCAGCCUCUUCCCUUCUUCUCCCUCGAAACCCUCAACAUUCUGCUCCACAAAUUGUUCUCGAGUCCGCUGCCCCCAGAGCUUAGACCACCAUGGGGGAAGCUACACAGCCUGGAAGUGUGGGGAACAAUGAAGACACUGGUGGGGCUGGAAUAAAGGAUUGUGUGUAGGAGAAACAGAA